CGAUCCAAUCGUCACCUCACCUAUUUUCUCUCUCUCUUUUGCUUGGCCAGGUGCCAUCAAAACUUUUCACUUCUACUACUUUUUGCAUUUGCCAUUCGCCCUCUUUUUACGUUGCUUUGAAAGCUGAUCCCUUGACGGGAUCUAACGACAAAAAGGUUCAUUAACGAAAAUAAAAAGAGCCAAUUACUUCUUUGGCAAAUCCAAAAAGCCUUUUUUAACGACCAACUCUCGCCGGACGAGCUCUUUGCCGUCGUUUGCAUUCAUUUUACGAAAAAUAGACACUAAGAAACGAUUAUAAACAAAAAUGCGUCUUUUACCAAGAGAUACAGGUUUUGCCAGUUUGGCAUCCACUCUUUCAUUGGCCGUUGCCAAUUAUAAACCAAUUCCACAACUGCCAGUCGAAUCCAACUCGACAGGAGCAAAAGGCGGCAACCAAUUGAUGCCAGUCGGAGCAGGAGGUCAAGCAGCUCAACAAACUUUCCAGGUUCAGACUCCCAACCAGGCGAACACUUACGAUCAAUCACAUCCUAUCGGACAAUGGGGUGAAGUAAGUGUGCUAUACGUGCCAAACACUACUGAUAGUAGUAGUGCAAAUCAACUCAAAACAACAAGCACAGUCGGACCAGGCAAAUGUCCAGUUCAGCAAAAGUAUACACCCACGUCUGCUUUACCACCUCCUACCUACCCUCCUUUCGAUCCUGUUCAAGCCAAUGUAUACAGAUACCGUCAACAGCAAGGUGUCAACCUUGGUUCUUGGUUCGUGCAAGAAGGUUGGAUGGAAGGUAAUUUCAUGUCUUGUGCUGCCGGCCCCAAACAAGCUGAAUUUGAUAUCUUGAGCGGAUUCGGAACAUCUGCAAGCGGAAUUGGAAAUGCAACUGCAUACAUGGAAAAGCAUUGGGAUACUUGGAUCACCGAAGAUGAUUUCCUCAAUUUAGCUAGAAUAGGUAUCAAUACCGUUCGUAUCCCAAUCGGGUAUUGGUCAGUCGGUCCAUACUUUUGCAAAGAAUCACCUUUUGAGCCAUAUGCAGCAGUGUACGAAUAUUCAUGGCGAUACGUUGCCCGUGCGAUCAAUUGGGCAGGAAAAUACAACAUUGGUGUUGUAUUGGAUUUGCAUGGUGCCUAUGGAUCUCAAAACGGUCAAGCACAUUCAGGUUUGUCGAAUGGAAAAAUUGAUUUCUACAACACAAAGAACAUGGAUUUAACAACGAAUUUGUUGGUUUGGAUCGCACAUGAAAUUUCUAACGUCACAAAUGUAGUGGGAAUUGAAUUGUUGAACGAACCUCAAAAUCGUCCUAGCUUGUGGCCGUGGUACACUCGUACAAUGGAUGCCAUGCGUAAUGCAUCUAUUGGCGCUCGCACCAUUCCUCUCUACUUCCAUGACGCUUUCGACUUGGACAAAGGUUCUGCAUUCACUGCUAAUCGUACCGAUUUCGUCGUACAAGAUUACCACUCUUACUUUGUGUAUACCUCAGCAGAUACUUCCAUGUCUGCCGCACAACACACUUCUAUCAUCGGAGGAAGCUUUUCCCAAAAUUUGCAGAAUGAGUCUGCCGUUGGUCGCCGUAAUUUGGUCGUCGGUGAAUGGUCUUGCGCUUUGGCACCUAGCUCGUUGGCUAGUUCUUCGAACAAGGCUGCUGCUCAAACGGCUUUCUGUAAGACACAAGAAGAUGUUUAUCGUAAUGCAGCUGCUGGUUGGAUAUUCUGGAGCUAUAAGAUGGAAAAUUGUAAUAGCAAUGGCGGUUGGUGCUUCCAACAAGCAAUCAAACAAUUCUUACCGAAGACGUUUGAUUCUUGGGGUUUGACAAAUAAAACAGCUUCCUACUUCCGUUCAAUCAACUCUACUUCCUUGCAAGCUCAAAGCAGCGUGUUAAACAGAAUCGCAAAGAUCCCCUAUCCAAGCAAGAUGGCAAACAAUCUCAAGGUUCAACAACCCAACGGUACAGAUGGAGGACUCAAAGCAGCUGCUGAAGCUGAAACUGAUGCCGAUUCAGAUGCUACUAAUGUCAAUGUUGCCGGUAUUGUAGGAAUGGUGGACUCAAACAACGUCCAAGAUCAAGAACAAGAAGAAGGUGCCCGGAUCGGAAUGGUCGAACACAACAGUACCGAUGUACGAAAGCGUGGAACAGGUAGUCUGGCCGCUCGAGCAAGUGAAAUUUCAAGAAGGGCGGCCAACAAUGCUCAAUUAGCCGCUCAAUUUGGUUAUAAUGACGGUUUCAAAUCUGCUCGUUACUUUGCUGCUGAUGGCAGUCUCUCACGUUUGGGUUUCGCAAUUCAAUAUCGUGCUGAUUCUUACCGUGCAAGAGUUGCAAGAGGACUUUUGCAGAGAGGCAACUUGAACGACUACAAACAACAAUACGCUGCUGGUGUUUUGGCCGGUGAGAAAUUGGUUGCCCAAGUUAUUGGGUCGAGUUGAUUUGUUCCUGUGUGCACGAUGUUCUUUUGGGCUCUUUGGUCACCUUUAAUGCUUUUCGCUCACACUCUUUGAUGAUUUACGAUCACUUUAUGGUUUAUCUUUUGUAUAUGAUCACUUUUAAUGUCUUUUUUUCGUAUUUGUACAAUUUUUAAUGCAAUCAUGGUAAUGGGGCCAGCC
Messenger RNA from Meira miltonrushii, 2590 nucleotides. Its product is annotated as glycoside hydrolase. The record is from RefSeq and is a predicted model, not a curated record. Gene Ontology annotation, biological process: glucan catabolic process. Gene Ontology annotation, molecular function: glucan endo-1,6-beta-glucosidase activity. The transcript has a single exon. Gene Ontology annotation, cellular component: extracellular region; cell surface. The coding region runs from base 305 to 2413 and encodes 702 amino acids. Lineage: Eukaryota; Fungi; Basidiomycota; Exobasidiomycetes; Exobasidiales; Brachybasidiaceae.